This is a messenger RNA of Dendronephthya gigantea, 5319 nucleotides long. Its product is annotated as homeobox protein orthopedia-like. The coding region runs from base 3532 to 4386 and encodes 284 amino acids. The record is from RefSeq and is a predicted model, not a curated record. The transcript is spliced from 3 exons. Gene Ontology annotation, molecular function: DNA-binding transcription factor activity, RNA polymerase II-specific; DNA binding. Gene Ontology annotation, biological process: regulation of DNA-templated transcription; neuron differentiation. Lineage: Eukaryota; Metazoa; Cnidaria; Anthozoa; Malacalcyonacea; Nephtheidae.
UGUAUUAUAUAAUGUCUCGUAACACCCUAGUGACAGUCAUGCCGCGGGUACUAAGCGAGAUUAUUACAUGACGCCGGGUACCUAAGUAUCAUGACAAGAGUUUAAAAAAGUUUUCGUGUCUGAGUUUCCUCGCCGGUUUUUGAGGCAAAACAAACUCAAAUGAUUCGCGCUUAUUACCUUCAUUAUAUGAAAUAUUUCAUAGGCAUUUCGUUCCAAUAACCUGCGUGACAUUAUUCCACUAUUAACUAGCGAUCGCCCAACACAAAGUACUCAAGGGUAAGAUAGUACAUUUUCACGGACGAAAUUAAUCAAUCAAAUUUGCUUCGUAGCUUUAGUUAGAUUAAGUAGGCUUUUUAUUAAUUCAUCGACAUUUUUCGGUAAACUGCAAGCAGCUGCAUACAGGAAUAAGUCCCUAUUCAAAAGUGCGUUCGGCUCGCCUUGGAAAGUUCCCUUCAAAUGUACCGCGCGGUCUGUUUCAUGUGGUGUUUGAGAGAGUUUAAUAUCGUUUCCCGUCCGCGAUUGGUCAAUUUCCACACUCCAAAUAAAACGUUAUGUUGAUUAAGGCCCGUUUUGGCCUCUAUAUUGUUUCAGAAUGUUUACUUUUGAUCAACAAUUGGAAGCGAAACUCAGGGUAAUUUUCGAGUGGACACACAAACAAAAAGAUCGAGUUUGUUUCACCGUCGUAAUUCUGUUGUAAGAUGCACACUUCGGGUCUUGUAACAACGUUUGUAGUGACCGAACACCGAUAAAGGAACAAAUGUGGGAGAGGAAUUUCUAAACGUCGUCUUGACUCCAAACAUAAGUUUGACUUACGUUGGCAAAUAUGGUUUCGUUAUAGAUACAAAAACAUCUGUAAACGAGACUAAAUAAGGGGGUACUCCUUCACUUUCAUUGCAUGGUAUCACCUCACGCGUUGAAAGCUUCUCGGUCACUUUGGACGCUAAAACUGAAGAAAAAUGAUCUCCUUAUUCGGUAAUAUUCGGCAAGCAAGUAUACUCAGAAACUCUCAUACAAUCUGAAUACUUUCAUGAAGAUUUCACUAGACUGAGACCAGCUUCCUUCGGUAUAGUACUGAAGCUACUCUCUGCUCCAUUGUAGAUGAAUACUAGUCCGGGAAUCCUGUAUAAAAGCUAGCAUUUUAUCUUCUGCAUGCAAGUUCCGCAAGACACGCUUCAGACAUAGUUGCGCCCCUAUAAUUUCUCGCAAAGGCUUGUGAUUAUCAUUGUGCAUUUUUUUCUGCAAAUUAAGAACAAUUUCCUGGUAAUUUGCCUCAUAGCAUUAAACAGAAUCCUGUAUUUAAGAUCCAUCUAGAAAGGUAUACACUCGUUCACGUCUUGCAUAUAUACAUGCAUGCUUGGGGGUUUUGUUUCAAAAUCGAUAUCGUGCUUUAAAUGAGUGAGCCUCAGGAAGAUGGAGAGUUACUAUAGUAUCACAACUUGAUGACAAAAACGCCUUUGCAACGGGCCACAUUGAUAUCGAAUCACAAAUACUGCACAAACAUAAGAGUAGAUGGUUUGCGGUGUUACUUUAAUAAACCAAAUUUCGCGUAGAUUGCAUAACAAUGCUGAAGGAACAAAAUGAAAGAAGUGCAAUUAGUUGAUAGUGUAGAAAACAAUUGCUCUGGCUAACUCGUUAAUGCAUCUUAGUUUUGUGAGUGUUCUAACACUGGCAAGCGUUCAAAAGUUGAAGAGUAAUUUCAAAGAGACAAUUACUCGCAAUGUAACGCCAAUUUCUAAAAUACGGUGUUGCGUAGAUUUUAAACAAGAUAUGAGAGUCGACUACAUAAAGACAUGUGCAGGAUUAUGUUUCUGUCUUCGUUGCAUUGUGCAUUGUAACAACCUGCAGAUGUCUGAUCUCAAACAAUUCUCUAGUAAAAGUUACUGAAUACAAAAUUAAACGCGUUCACGCAAACGUCAUGAAUGAUUUUUCUAAUAGACUUUUUCUAAUAGCCUUCUCAUCAGGACUUUCGUUCAAGGCACAACACUGAUCGCAAUUGUUUUCAAAUUGUUUGAAGAAUCGCACUACGAAAUUCAGAAAUAAUUUUAACGCUUGGCCAAUUAACAAUUGAAGGUGUUUUGUACAAAGAGUAAUGUAAGGUGUCUCCUCAUUCGAGCUUGCCAAAUGUCUUAAGGUUAAUAUCGUUUACUCUUAUCGAUCUCUCUCAAACACAGUAAAAUUGUCCCUGUGCAUUCUAAGAUACAGUUGAAUUUUUUUAAAUUUUGUAAUUUUAUUAUCCUGAACAUCUUUAACAUGAAGUUAGCUCUCAGCUGAGAUAUAAAACAUAUUUGAAGGAACGCCCAUUUUUCAAAGUCGAUUCAGUCAAAAUAACAGUUUGAAAAUCGGCUGGAAAGUAUUUGAGUAACCCUGGCUACAAGGAUAUUUAACCCCUAGAUUGGCUCACAGUUAAAAGCUAUGCAGGAACUGUAGGACUAAAGAUAUAGUUCUAAUUAGUAAUUAAUAUUUUAUUAAUCGGAAUAAUGCCUACGAUAGCUUGCUGGGAUAUGGCAAAGCAAUUUUGAAAAACAUUCUCUUGUCUGACAAACAAACGAAGUUUGUUGUCUUGGAAUUGGUCAUUGAUAUUCUAUUGCAUUUAAAUACAUUGCAAGCUUGCCAACAACAAAUCACUUUGUGGAGAAUGCAAACACGAAGUACCCUUCUUAUGUUUUACACCCAAAAUGCUUGUAGUUUACAUUGCUUUUGAAACCUAAACCUUUUCAUGAUGCUUGUAAGUUAACGUAUCAGAGUAUCUGAUUAGAACCAAGAAAGAAGUAAUAUGAAAAAAAUACGAGCACUUCAACAGUAAACAAAUAUGGCAAAAAACACAAAUGAAAAAAAAAAGAAAUUCCAGUAAUAGACAAGCACAUCAAUUCAAUGAAACUUUUGUAGUGCAACCACAGCACAGUAAAUGUCAAGCAACAAUAUAAAAUAGAAAACUUCAGUUGGUGAUAAUUGUAUAAGCCAAUUUUCGUCAGAAAUAGAAUUGGGAAACUGUCUUGUUACAAACAAUGAAUCUGGGAGAAUUGUUCUUCACAUUAAGAUAGCAACAAUGAGCCAAAAUAAAUGCAGUUAGAAGCAUUAUAAAAAAGCCCAAAAGCUGUUACAAAUCUUCGCCGAAAUGAUAUUAUAGUUCAAAGGUAUGCUGGGCUAAACAGGUUUAUGGAUAAGUUAAAAGAGGACAGCAGGUAUAAAAUAACAAAAUAAAAAUGCACUUAAAUUGUUUGUUUUAUGCUGUGUCUUCCUGAGUAUACUACGGAGAUAUCUCGUAUGCAGUAAAUGAGAGAUGAGAGAGACAUUAAUAGCAAAUCAUUUAUAACGUUCACAGCGUCAAUUAUCACUAUUAAAUAUUAAUCUGACGUGAUUUGCUUUCAUGCGUUUCACUCGCUUGCGCCAAGGACACCUGAAAUAGUUUUAUUAGAAGCGAGACGACGGUGAGCGGUGAUUGGCUGCGCGUGUCGCGACAUAUUAAUUCGCAUAUAAUAACCCGCCUACAAAGAGAAGCCGAAACUUUGAGCCGGAUCACAAGAUUAAGUCAUGGACUCGGGAACUACGCUCAUGUCUCGAGACGAUCUAGAUGGAAAUUCCUUAAACAGCGAGCCAUCUUUACUUGAUCUUGUCCCAAGUUUAGAACACAAUAUAACUGGUUUGAUAGCAAACCAUGAUAAUGGCAAAUCGCCUGAUGGAAAAGUCUCACCGACAGAGAUCAAGAGAACAAGCGAUACUGUAGUCGUCGACGAAGAUGACGCGAAGUCGGAGUCCCAACUCUCGAAGCAGAAGCGACAUCGAACUCGGUUUACUCCGACACAGCUUAAUGAGCUUGAGAGAUGUUUCUCACGAACCCACUACCCAGAUGUCUUCAUGAGGGAAGACCUCGCAGCGCGUAUUGGUCUGACAGAAUCUAGAGUCCAGGUUUGGUUUCAAAAUCGUCGCGCAAAAUGGAAAAAACGCAAGAAGACUACGUCAGUUCUCCGACCCCCAGCUCCAAUUCUACCCUCUCAUCUUGCGCAGAGUUACAACCCUAACCCCCUAGAUCCCCUAUGUACAUACCAUAACGACCACAGAUGGCCUUCAGUAGCCCCAUCUGGAGUUCCAACCAUGGCGACGACCUCUCUUCCGUCCACGCAUUUCAACCAAUCAAAUCACGAUAUACUCCAACAAUCCUAUCAACAGCGAAACACUUUAAGUGGUUUAAAUCAACAGCUCAGUCAAUCCCCCCAGGUUGCUUAUCAAGCAGGGUACGCCUCCCGGGAUAUGCCCAUCUCUUCUUCACCAACUCUACAAGACCUCCAGUGUAAUAUUCCCAACGGGGGGGAAUAUUGGCGUGGUACAAGUAUAGCGCAAUUACGAAGGAAGGCUUUCGAACAUACAACUGGAUUUAGUUAUCGGUAAAAACAUACAUGUUAGAUAUUAGACAUUGAAAUCUGGGGUGCUUACUGUUACCAGGAUGUAUGUACGGCCAAAUUGUAGGUUUUUGGCAUUUAGAUCGCGGUUAUGGGUCCGUUUUUGCCCAUUUUAAAAAUUAGUUUGGCCAGUUUCAUGCAAGUUUUCAAAAUCUUCAUUCAAAUCUUUCCUCGACGACAGAGAUUUUUAUUUAACUGACCAGUCCGGUAAGCACCUUCAGCCGGUAACAGAACAUGGUCUCGCAAUUGAUACGACUAAAUAGAAACCAAUCUUUAAUUUGAGAAAGCAUUGUUUAAGAACGGGAAAUCCUUCGAAACUAACAUUGGGCACUCCAACAAGAUCAAUCCUGUAGUUUAAUCCUAGAGACAGAUAAAACCGCUUUUAACUCGAGACUGAACAAAUACGCAUGCAAAACGAACUCAGAAAGAUAACGCACACGUUCAUUUAGAUUGCAUUGCGUUUGAAACAAAUGCAACUCUUCAUUGGUUAACUUGAUAGACUCAUUGUAUAUGAUUUAUUCAUGUUUCCUGUGCUUGCGUUUUUGUGCCGAGUCAGUUGUCUAAGAGUGUGUUAUCUUUCAAACUAGUUUUCUUGUGUAUUUAAGUAGAAAUUAAAUAUUAAGAAUAGAUUCAGAGAAACUGAGAAUCAAAGUAUACAUAUUAGGUUAUUGUAGAUAGUUACUAAACUAUGGUGUGUUUAAAGGCAUACCUCAUAUAUAAUUAAGUAUAAGUAUUUAUUGAACAAGAGAUUAAUCAUAGAUUUUCCCAAAGCAAAAUGCGGCAGAAUUUAUGAAAUGUAAAUUUAGAAAUGUUGUCCACACAGCCGUUUGAAGACAGUGUUUAAUUUAACAAGGAUAAUGAAAAUAACAUUAUAAAUUUCCAUGCUAUUGUGAAUAUGAAUUUAAUAUGAAUAAAUUGUGAU